AUGAAUAAGAAAAGACACUUUCUGGAGCCUCCAGCGGUCAAAGACUACCUGGUCAAAGGGGAGAGAUUUACCAAGUGGUCAGAGGACUCCACAAAGACUGUUCCUGUCACCAUGAAGAUGGAUCCGAAAGGUUUUUACGUUUACUGGAUCAACCAAAGCAAGGAGACAACGUUUCUGGAUGUUGCCACUGUCAGAGAUACCAGAACAGGGAAAUAUGCAAAACUUCCCAAACACACUAAGGUUCGCAACGUGUUCAACAUGGACUUCCCAGACAGCAACCAUCUCGCCAAAACUCUGACCAUCGUCUCAGGACCCGACACAGUGAAUCUGACCUACCAUAACUUCUUUGCCUCUAAGGACAAAGUGACACAGAACUGGGCAAAUGACAUCCUUGCAAUCGCCUACAAUGCUGCAAGAAACAAUGCGUGCAGACAGGUCUUCCUGGAGAAGAUAUAUGCCUGCCUUUCUCUUCACACCAACAAGGACGGCAAGAUCCCAGUGAAACAUAUUUACAAGAUGUUCCCUGCGGAUAAGAAGAGGGUGGAAAGUGCCUUAGCGUCAGCACAGCUCCCUAAAGGAAAGUAUGACAACAUAAAGCCUGACGUCUUUACUGAGUCUGCCUUCAAGACCUUUCUGUCAUACCUCUGCCCUCGGCCGGAGCUCUAUGAGAUCUUCACUUCUUACUCCAACAAACCCACCAUGACGAAGGAGAAUUUCACCAGGUUCCUCAACGAGAAACAGAGGGACUCUCGGCACAACGAGGAGCUGUUUCCACGUCUGCGACAGGACCAGAUCAAGGCUCUGAUGGAGAAAUAUGAACCCUGCUCCUCCAAUACAAACAGAAAUCUGAUUUCUCCAGAGGGUUUCUUAUUCUUCCUGAUGGGGGCCGAGACGUCAGUUGUCAUGCAGGACACGCUGGCCAAGAGCCAGGACAUGACUCAACCGAUACCCCACUACUUUAUCAAGUCCUCCCACAACACAUACCUGACAGCCGGUCAGUUCUCAGGCGUGUCCUCUCCAGAGAUGUACCGUCAGUGUCUGCUGUCUGGCUGCCGCUGUUUGGAGCUGGACUGCUGGAAGGGCAAACCUCCAGAUGAAGAGCCCAUCAUUACUCACGGCUUCACCAUGACAACUGAGAUACUCUUCAAGGAUGUGAUUGAGGCCAUCGCAGAGAGCGCCUUCAAGACCUCACAGUAUCCCGUUAUCCUCUCAUUCGAGAACCACGUCGACUCGGUGAAACAGCAGGAGAAGAUGGCCAACUACUGCAAAACCAUAUUUGGUGAUGCCCUUCUAACAGAUCCGCUGGACAAAUACCCUCUGAAGCUGGGCCAGCAGAUCCCCAGCCCCUCUGAGCUCAUGGGUAAGAUCCUCAUCAAGAACAAGAAGGGCAGCCAUGAAAAGCCGACGCAAACUAAGAAAACCAGCGCAGCAGCAACUGACCAGACCACAACCACCGCUUCACCCACCCAGGACCCAAACUCCACUUCCCAGGAUCCUGCCAACCCGGCACCCUGCACCCAGGAGAACCAAGAGGGGGACGCAGCUGUGGAGGACACUGAGGAACAAGAGGAGACAGAGGAACAGGAUGAGGAGAAAAUGAAGACGUCAGAUGAGGGCACAGCUGGACAAGAAGUCACAGCCUAUGAGGCGAUGUCGUCCCUGGUCAACUACAUCCAGCCCAAUAAAUUCAUGUCUUUUGACAACGCCAGAAAGAAAAACAAGAGUUACGUCAUCUCGUCUUUUGUGGAGACCAGAGGGGAGGCAAUGAUUUCCAAGACUGCUGUCGAGUUUGUUGAAUACAAUAAGAGGCAGAUGAGCAGGAUUUACCCAAAAGGAACAAGAAUGGACUCAUCCAACUACAGCCCACAGCCUUUUUGGAAUGUAGGCUGCCAGAUGGUGGCGCUCAACUACCAGACGAUGGAUUUCCCCAUGCAGCUGAACAUGGCUCUUUUUGAAUUCAACGGCAGAACUGGCUACAUGCUCAAGCACGACGUUCUGCGUCGCAGUGACAAAAAGUUUGACCCUUUCUGUGACAGGAUUGACACGGUUGUGGCAAGCACACUGACCAUAAAGAUCUACUCAGGCCAGUUUCUAUCUGACAAGAACGUGAAAACGGGAGUCGAGGUGGAGGUGAUUGGGCUGCCGGGAGACCCCAAGAAGAAACAUCGCACCAAAUGGUCCACCACACCCAACGCCAUCAACCCAGUGUGGAAUGAGGAGCCUUUUGUUUUUGAGAAGAUCCUGCUCCCAGAAAUGGCCUCUCUAAGAAUUGUAGUUCAUGAGGAGAACGGUAAAUUCUUGGGACACAGGAUCAUCCCGCUUGAUGCCAUCCAGUCAGGUUUCCAUCACAUCUGCCUGCGCAGUGAGAGCAACAUGCCGCUCACUCUGCCUGCUCUCUUUGUGUACAUCGAGGUCAAGGACUACAUCCCUGCAGCCUUCGCAGAUUUCACAGAUGCCCUUUUCAAUCCAACAAAGGGAGCAGAGAAGACCACAAAGGCCCCAAAGGAGUCAUCCUCUGACUACAUGUCUCCCUAUGAGAGGCCUAUUGUCGUCCAAAACCCCACAGACAAAACUAAGGAAAGCGAGGCCCCUGCUGCAGUAGAAAUGGUAGCAUCCGAACCUACACCACUAGUUGACACCAAUGACCAAUCACCAAAGUCUGCUCCAGAGGCAAGGUCAGAAGAAGCUAAAGAAGAGACUGAGAGCAAGUCAGACACUCAACAACCUGCAGCAGAACCUCCUCAAAAUCCUGACAACACUGCUGCUGAAGAUCCAGCCCCGGACCCAGGAAGCGCCACGCCUGAAACCCUUCCCGAAUCUUCUCCUUCACCGGAGGAGGCAGCCCCUGAGAAAGAAGCAGUUCAAGAGCCAGAGGACUCUUCUGAAACUAAAGAGGAGCCGGCGAACGAUUCCAGUACAAACCCUAAGCUAGCUUCAGAUGAUACACCAGACACAGAAGCUGCCAGCGCUGCUGAAGAGCCUGUUGCUGAGGCCUUGCCCUGUCCAGCAAGUGCAUUGCCCGAGUCUGCCGUAUCAGGUGACUCAUCUGAGCCGCCGACAUCCAGCGAAGAGCCUUCAACUGUGACUACUGAAGAACUGACAGAGCACAAGAACUACCUGAAGGUCAUCAAGCGCCAGGAGAGAGACAUUAAAGAGGGAGAAAAGAAGUAUCAGAAAAAAGGAGAGGAUCUGAUUCAGAAAUACUCUGACACGUUCAAGGGCAUCAAGAAGAAGGCCUCUGUGAAGAAAAAAGAGGGAGGGGGAAACACGUCUGAAUCCAGCGUGAAGACGGAGCGGGUGCAGGAGCAGAAGGAAAGAAUGCAGGUUGAGCUGCAAGCUCUGUGGACGGAGGAGUGUGAUCAGCUGAAGAAGAGGAAAGAGCAGUGUGCAACAGAGAGACUGGCCAAACUGUUGGAGAUGGCCACAGAGAGGCACACCAUUGAAAUGAAGACCCUGGAGAGUGAAACCAAAGAGAAUAAGAAGAAGACGCUCCUAAAAUGUUCAUCCUCAGAGAAAGCAAAGCUGAAAAGGGCAAUGAGCACAGAGCUGUUGGAUGAGCCGAGUCAGUCUGAUGGUGCACAAUCUUCAGAUUACACCUCACAGCAAACGGGUCUGAUGAAGAAACAGGCUGCUACGCUGGAGGAGAUCAAGACACUGACUAAUCAGCUCAAUCAGGAGGCCCUGAAGGAGCACAAUCAGAAACUGAGGUCUCUGCCUGCGGAGGUGAAGGAGGCCGUCAAUGUCUGUGUGGGGGCUCACUUUCCCGAACUGGUCGACCAGGCUGGAGACACGAAGGUAGAGGGAGCGGGCUUCUAUGGAGACGUCUUCCUGGGUUAGAUGUGCCUUUUGAUCCCCAGUGUAACGCAUCUUUUUUCAACCUGUUACAUAACCUAUAGUCUGAGCAUAACUGUGGAAUAGUAGAGGAUUAAAUUAGCUCUGCGUGAAAUAUUUGACUUUUAGAGGUGCUAGUCAUAGAGAGAGCUAUUUGGGGAGUCAUUAAGCCAUAAUGAUGUUUUUGUAGAUGUCCCGUAUACCAAAAGUUUGAUCAAUUGGAAAUUAUUUUCUUUCAGCUCUUUCUUUCUGUUGCUUGUCACCCAUAUAAAAAGCCUAAUACGGCGACAAAUAUUUACCAGAUGAAAGGCCAUCCCUGAAAGCUUUCGUUUGGUGCCCACAGUCUCCUUUCUGUUCUCUUAAUGAGAUCAAAAGUAGAAAUAAAUGUAGCAAGAAAAAUGUAGCAGCAAAAAUGCUUUAAAUGAGUCAGGCUGAAUCGAGCCAAUGACUCCAUCUGUCACGCUUCCGCACAUGCUGGCUAAUACUCCAUGAAGCCACAGCAAAACAUUCACUCUGAGAUUUAGGUGUUUUGCAGUUGUGAAGAAGGUUUUUAAAAAACCAAAACUGCAUUUACUCUUUAGCUGGAACAAAGGUCUGAUGACGAUGAGAAUACUCUACACAACAGGCAGCACCAGUACGUCAAUUUCC
Molecule: messenger RNA, 4479 nt
Organism: Anarrhichthys ocellatus (wolf-eel)
Lineage: Eukaryota; Metazoa; Chordata; Actinopteri; Perciformes; Anarhichadidae
Gene: plcb2
Product: phospholipase C, beta 2
Exons: 33
Coding region: 1-3837 (1278 amino acids)
Biological process (GO): lipid catabolic process; phosphatidylinositol metabolic process; release of sequestered calcium ion into cytosol
Cellular component (GO): cytoplasm
Molecular function (GO): phosphatidylinositol-4,5-bisphosphate phospholipase C activity; calcium ion binding
Source: RefSeq, a predicted model, not a curated record